Molecule: messenger RNA, 1786 nt
Organism: Seminavis robusta
Lineage: Eukaryota; Bacillariophyta; Bacillariophyceae; Naviculales; Naviculaceae
Source: the annotation of a GenBank genome assembly
GUAUGCAUAGAAGUUUUUCGCUUUUAUUAAUAAGCCAUCGAUCUGGAUGAUAUUUCAUGCUUCGUUCGGACCGUCUGCCGGUUGGGUCACCGUUCCGAAUGAGACUGGACCACCGUUGAGUUUUCUGCAAGACACUUGACUCUUGGUGUCUUGGUGAAUAAGAGGGUGAUGGCUCUUCCUCUCACAUAAGACGACGGCUUCUUCGAGCAUUGGACCACGCAAAGAACAAUAAUGGAACAGAUUCCACUUUCUGCACAUUCAGCCGCCACAACAUGCCGAAAUGAGGAUCCUAUCGUCAUGGAACAGACACAGAUUUCGGUAGAGACUCUCGAUUUCUGGACCGCCGAGGAUACCGCACGGGCACUCCGAGACGUCCCUUACGAUUGUUAUCUUGGUAUAAAGUUCUACCACAAAGAUCCAUUACCUUUUCUUCUGGAUGACGCAAAGACUAACGGGCAGCGAGCAUUGUUCCUUGACCACGAGUUUCCCGUCCAUAGUCAGGUGCUUGUCAACACCACUCCAACCAGUCAAUUUGCGUUGCAACCAGGCAUCAUCACGUCCUCCAACUGCCGUGAUUUGGCCUCAGGCGGUGACAAACGAUCCCAGAGAGUUGUACACUUUUGCCGCCUUGCCGCCUCUCACCGAUGGAAGAGAAAGAGCCACCUAUACCCGCUCUUUUCGACCAUCUCUGCUGACAAUACGCUGCAAGGAAGGAUUGGCAACUGUGGGUUUUGCAGCGGAUUUGCUUCCUUGGCAAGUCAAUGGCCUCAAUUUAUCCGAGACGCGUUUGGACAGUGUUCAGAAAAGGCUCUGGCACAAUGUGGUGCCUUCAGUGUGCGACUAUACCCCCAAGGCAAGGAAAGAUAUCUUCUAUUGGAUGACUACCUGUUGUGCAACUGCAACAGGGAAGAACCUCCAUCAUUACACUCGCAGUUAGGUGAUACAUGGCCGGAAUAUUUGGAAAAGGUGAUUGUCAAAGUUCAAGGGUCCUACGCUUCAUUGGAUGGCCACUACAAGUAUAACAGUUUGUACAGACAUCCCGCCAGGGCUCUGCAGCUGUUGACAGGAGCUCCAUUGGCCAUGGAAGUUCGCUACGAACGGACCCAACUGAACGAAAUCUAUGCAGUGCUUGAGGCAUCCCAAGGCGUCUGUGCGCGUGUGGCUCAUUGUCGAAAGCGUGUAGAAGGACUCUGCGCCAAUCAUGGUUACUCAAUUCUGUGGGUGGGGGUUGUGGCAAACACAAGGUUGGUCUGUUUGCGGAACCCGCACGGAAAGAGCUCCUAUACAGGCAAGUUCGGAUAUGGCUGGAAAGGAUGGCACAGUAGUGCUGGUGCUCUGCUGGCAACGGAACUUGUCAAGCUUGGCUGCUUUCGAAAGUGUCCUAACAGUGGACGGCCUCUCUGGUGCGAUGAGGUCAGUCCGCGCUCGAGUGCAACAUCCGGCCACCAUAACCUGCAAUGCGGCAAAGAACUGAUUGAAGAGGACAAUGGAAUCUUUCUGAUGGGGAUCUCCAGCUUCACAGAUUGCUUUCCCGUCUCCACCUUUGUGGGUCCUAUUGGCGACCACUCUUCAUCCCGCGGUCAAGAAACAACCAUGCAUCUGAAGGCAGAAUGCGCCCAACCCGACUGUGUCCCCCUAAUUCGGCCCGAGAAUCUUCGGUGCGUGUUGCCGUUGCUGAGGAAGGCGCUGAAGAACCCAGUAAAAUCCAUUUAGCUGUAGUCCUAGUGUUAGUCCUGUUGCUACGUUGCUACUUGUCUUUUAUUCGUGGACGUACUGUCUGCUUUCU